Messenger RNA from Nicotiana tabacum (common tobacco), 1395 nucleotides. The record is from RefSeq and is a predicted model, not a curated record. NCBI's taxonomy places the organism in Eukaryota, Viridiplantae, Streptophyta, Magnoliopsida, Solanales, Solanaceae.
AUGUACAUAAAAUUAGAAACAACAAGGCUUGAAUAUUUCAGAAAAGAACAAUCUAAUUUUAUAAGAGAGGUUUAUCAAGGUAUAGUUGAUAGUAUUAUUGCCGGAGAAUCUAGAGGAGAUAAAAUUGGUCAAAGAGUACUACUUCCAGCUUCUUUUAUUGGAGGUCCACGAGAUAUGCGAAGGCGGUAUAUGGACGCAAUGGCUUUGGUUCAGCAUUUUAAAAGACAUGAUCUAUUCAUAACAAUGACAUGUAAUCCUGAUUGGGUGGAGAUCCAACAAGAAUUGGGCAAAGGCCAAACUCCUCAAGAUAGAUCAAACUUGGUGACUAGAGUAUUAAGAGCAAAACUGCAGGACCUAAAAGACCAAAUUUUCAAAACAAAAAAAAUUGGAAUUGUUGCAGCUCAUGUCUUCGUAGUGGAAUUCCAAAAAAUAGGGCUACCUCAUAUACACCUUUUGGUCAUACUGAAAGAAGGCCACAAGAUACAAAUAGCAGAUCAGUACGAUAAGUUUAUAACUGCAGAAAUUUUAGACAAAUCUAAAUAUUCGCUCUUGCAUGAAUUAGUAGUCAAGCAUAUGCUGCAUUGUCCAUGGGGACAACAUCAUCCAACGAAUUCAUGUAUGCAAUACGGCCAAUGCAAGUAUCACUAUCCUCGCUCUUUUAUCAACAAAUCAAUGCAAGCAAAGGAUGGGUAUCCUAUUUACAAAAGAGGAAAUGAUGGAAGGUUUGAGAUCGUUCACAGAAUGAAAAUGAAUAACCAAUGGGUUGUGUCCUAUAAUGCUUAUUUGCUUACAAGAUACAAUUGUCACAUUAAUGUCGAGGUCUGCUCAGGCGUAAAAGCAAUAAAGUACCUUUACAAGUAUAUAUAUAAAGGCCAUGAUAGGUGUGUUGUUUAUAUUGAGUCUGGUGAUGGAGAAACAAUAAUUCAUGAGAUCCAAAGUUUUCAAGAUGCGAGGUGGGUUUCACCACCAGAAGCACUAUGGAGAAUUUAUGAAUUUCAUAUAAGUGAAAUGCAAUAUCCCGUUAUUAACCUUCAACUACAUCUUCCUGACAAACAUUCAGCUAAUCCUAGGGAGGGAGAAAGGUAUUAUGAACGGUUAUUACUAAACCAUGUUAGAGGACCAUUUUCAUUCAAGGACUUACUCAAGGUCAAUAGAAGACAGUGUGACACCUUUAAAGAAGCAGCCAAAGAAAGAGGGUUGUUAGAAUCAGAUGACAACAUAUCAGAAUGUUUGCGUGAAACUGCCUUUUUCAAAAUGCCAUCAGCUCUCCGAAGUUUGUUCGCAACAAUUCUGGUACACUAUAACCCCAUAGACAUUAGGAAACUCUGGGAUACGUAUUUCGAGGAUAUAUCUGAAGAUUUUUGCAGGAUAGAUGAAAACUCACCCACAACUUAG